This is a messenger RNA of Lampris incognitus (smalleye Pacific opah), 4823 nucleotides long. RefSeq names its product GATA zinc finger domain containing 2Ab (gene gatad2ab). The transcript is spliced from 11 exons. Gene Ontology annotation, cellular component: NuRD complex. Gene Ontology annotation, biological process: negative regulation of transcription by RNA polymerase II. The record is from RefSeq and is a predicted model, not a curated record. Gene Ontology annotation, molecular function: sequence-specific DNA binding. Bases 151 to 2142 code for a protein of 663 amino acids. NCBI's taxonomy places the organism in Eukaryota, Metazoa, Chordata, Actinopteri, Lampriformes, Lampridae.
GGCAGCCGGAGUGGCAACGGACAGAAGAGAGGGGAUCCCCGGGAAUUUUUUUUUUUUAGCGAAUUACGGGUGUAGCUUAAUAUUACAUCAAAACAUUUGAAAACUCGGGGGAACCUGAUUAAGCUGCUCCUGACUCCGGAGAGAGCAGCCAUGUCGGAGGAGGCAGUGCGUCAGACGCGCAGCCAGAAGCGGGCCCUGGAGCGGGACCAUGCCGCACCCGCUGGGGCCCUAGGCGACAUGGACAGUAAGAGGGUGAAGCUGGAGAAGGGCGACACUGCUGGGGGCCCCUUGGCUGUAGUGGGAUCUGCAGCUGAGGGUGUAAAGGUGAAAAAUGAGCAGGCUGCAAAGGUGGCUGCCAACAUCUUGAAGACAGGGGAGGUGAAGGCUACCAUCAAAGUGGAGGUUCAGACUGGAGAUGAGCCUGUUGACAUGAGCACGUCCAAGAGUGAUGUUAAGAGAGAGCGCCAGCCCCCUUCACCAGAUGAUGUCAUAGUCUUGUCAGACAAUGAGCCAUCCAGUCCCCUCAUGAACGGCCACUGCUUCGUGAAGACGGACACAGACAAACUCAUGAAGAGUAGCCCUGAGGAGAGAGAACGCGUCAUCAAACAGCUAAAGGAGGAGCUUAGACUCCAGGAAGCCAAGUUGGUAUUGCUGAAGAAACUACGACAGAGUCAGAUCCAAAAGGAGAGCACUGCACAGAAGUCCACAAGUUCUGUGGCCACUCCUCCUCCUUUGGUGAGAGGAAGCAUCACAUCAGGCAAAGGACCCCUCCAGGUGUCAGGCCGUAGCUCAGGCACAGUGAUCCCUCCUCCGUUGGUGAGGGGUGGGCAGCAUGUCCCGUCCAAACAGAAUUCCCAGAUUGUCAUGCCACCUUUGGUCAGAGGGGCACAGCCGAUUGCUGUAACUCCCCAGCAAAUAGCCAGUCUGCGUCAGCAGCAGCAGCACAGUGGCUCUGGCCCUCCCCCUCUGUUGCUGGCUCCCAGAGCCUCGGUGCCUAAUGUCCAGGUGCAGGGUCAGAGGAUCAUCCAGCAGGGACUCAUCAGGGUGGCCAAUGUGGCAAACAGCAACGUCAUGGUCAACAUUCCUCAGGCCUCUCCGACCAACCUAAAGGGCUCGUCGGUCUCAUCCAACUCCAGCGUCAACGAGUCCCCUGCAAGCCGGCAGGCGGCCGCUAAGCUGGCUCUUCGCAAGCAGCUGGAGAAGACCCUUCUGGAGAUUCCUCCACCUAAACCACCUGCCCCUGAAUUCAACUUUCUGCCCUCAGCAGCUAAUAAUGAGUUCAUCUAUUUGUUGGGUCUGGAGGAGGUGGUGCAAAAACUGCUAGAGAUGCAUGGAAGGGGUAACCUGGGCCCAGCUGCAGCAAUGGCCAACUCCAUCCCCAAAGAGCCAUACACCUGUGCCCAAUGUAAGACAGACUUUACUUCGCGCUGGCGACUGGAGAAGGCCGGAACCAUCCUCUGCGACCAGUGUAUGUCGUCCAAUCAGAAAAAGGCUCUGAAAGCUGAGCACACCAAUCGGCUCAAGGCAGCCUUUGUUAAGGCACUCCAGCAGGAGCAGGAGAUUGAGCAACGCAUCCUCCAACAGGCUGCUGCCUCUUCAUCCUCUUCUGCCUCCUCUGUCUCUAAAUCCACCUCCUCUUCUUCUGCUUCUCCCUCACUGUCCAAGAGUGAGCAGCAGGUUCUGGUGUCCCAGCAGUACAAACAGGUCAGGGCUGCCAUGCAGCAGCACAGAGGGACGCCUGUGGCUCGGCACCACUCCGCCAUAAAGCAGAGUCCUGGUCAGCUUGCCCAUAGCGUCCAGUCUGCAGUGAGCUCUCGCAGUGUGGCCCACUCCUUCUCUUCCUCCCAGCUGCAGAGCGCGGUGACAGCGGCCGCGCUGGUCAGCAGGCCAGGUAAGCAUGCCGCUGCACGUCCACUGCAGCAGGGGGCAAAGGUCAGCGCCACCGGCGGCAGCAGCAGUAACCAGGGCAACGUGGCUGCCUGGAGGAAGCAGACCAGCGGGAACACAGGUGUGACCAUGGCCUAUGUAAACCCCAGCCUGUCUGCCCAUAAGACCACCUCAGCAGUGGAGCGCCAGCGAGAAUACCUGCUGGACAUGAUUCCCUCCCGUUCCAUCUCCCAGACAGCCAACACUUGGAAAUAAUACAAUCCUGUUCCCUGCUCCCACCAUUGCUAUCACCCCCCUUCAUUAUUAAUAAUAUCAGUAAUAAAUAGUCAUUCUCAUUAUCAAUCUAACAAAGGACUUGGCCUCCUGCCAAAACAAGGCUGUGGAGAAUCUGCUUUUUGACCAAUGUUUAAAAAAAGAAAAAAGAAAUAACAAGGAAAAAAUGAAUCUCUCCACUUCUUCCCUUGCUCUUUAUGCCUACAUCUUUCUUUCCUCCCCCAAGCCUUCCAUCCCAGUUAGGAGCCAUACUGGGUUAACCUCGACUUCUGGGAUAUGAGGAUUACAUCCUAUGGAUUGCGGGUAAAGGUGGGGGUGGGGGUUUGACAGGAAAGAAUACACUGUCAAACUUUGAGUAGCAUCGCAUCCUCCCUCUCAAUAUGUCAGUGGAACUACAUGAGAACCUCACCAUCACAUAGCAUGACAGAUCCGCCUUACACUUCCAACCUCUCUUCAGGUUGAGACAGUCAGACUCAGGCCAAUGUGGGGGCAGGACCAAAAUUAACUGAAGAACUCAUAGCAGGGAUUGUGGUUGGGUUUUGAGGACCAUCCACGAAAUACCAAGGACUGCUUCAGCUUUGCAAAAAUGAAUAUUAUUAUAAAAAGAAAAAAAAAAGACUGUAAAAAAUAAUUUCUAUCAACGCACAGACUGCCUCCUCUCUCUAACCUAAUAGUGUGUAUAGAAGAGAAGCAGACCUGGUGUGUCUGGUUAUUUUGUAUGGCUGAAUGUUAGGAUUUUGUCUUCUGUAAGUCAUAUACUGUGUUUUGAGAUAUUGUGCUCCCUGAUAUUUUGGAAGUGGCCUCUUGUAAAGGCCUGAAUUUAGAGGCUUAAUGUCACUGUUGAGGUGGUUUUACAUCUGCUGGGUUCCGUGUUUUACCCUACUUUUAAAGACUUUUUUUCUAAGAAGAAGAGGAUGAACCACAGGUUUCACUGAUAAAUGUUGGCGGGAGGGGGGGGGGACACGGACCAUAUGUUUGGAGGACUUAUUCUUCUUGGAUAUUGCAAAAACCUUCCAAAGAACUAGUGGAGCCCAAAUGGAAUCCCUUCUGCUAGAAGGUUUCUAGUUUAUUAUGAACCCUCACUAAAGUUAAAGUUGAAUUCUUGCUAUGUGGAGGAGGGGUUUAAUGAAUGUCAUAUUUUAUGACAUUUUGCUUUUAGUCAUAGGUUGUGGUGCAUUUUUUUUCCUUCUGUUGACAAACUCUGUCUCUUGGCUUAUUUAUAGGGUCACAUUAGUUAAGAAACGCUUAUGCCCUAAGUUCAAAUGGAUCUGCAUUUAGAUGAUUUGUUUUUCUUGUGUGCCCACUGGCUCCUACACACCCUUUAAUUGGUCUAAAAGAAGAUGGACAGCUAUCAGAAUGUAGUUAUGCUAAAACCCCUAUAGCAACACAUGACAUGAUUUUCUCAAGUCUUUUCUUUUACAUUGAAGUGUGUAUGAUUUGUCAUAUCCAUAAGAUUAGCUAUUUUUGCCUUUCAUGUGAGCUGCUGUGGAUUUCUACAAGGUUGCAGCAGCAUAGUAUAUAAGCUUAUGAAAUCCAAUACGCCCCAUUGAAAGCAGUGACUUGAGCUAUGCUUACAGAACUUCAUUUAAGAAGUAAGUUCUGCGUUCCUAACUGGAGUUCUGAUGUCCAGUUGUUAUAAUACAACCAGAUGCACUCUGCAGUGGCAUUGCCCAUGUAUUUCUGUUGCCUAGGUGAAAUAAAAAAAUAGGCAAGUUGGAAAUGUAAAAAUGGCAAUGCUUUGAAUUUGAAGUUGUAUACUAGUUCAUGCAUAGUUCAUACACUUUUCCUGAAAACCUUUUAUUUCUUCUCAUACCAUGUCUGAUGUUGGCCAGCGGUAUACAUACUAUUCCAGACUCUACAGAUGAGGCCAGUCAUGCUAACAAAGGUCAUCCUGGGCCCCAAGUUGUGUAUUCUUGCAGAGCCUGCUGGUACAUGAAAAGAAUUCAACGGCUGAUCUGUAGUGGCACAAAUCUGUUUUCCAUCUCUUUAAAUUUAAAGAUUAUAAACACCCAUGAUUUUGUACUCAGAAACAUUGAUCCUUUCCCCCAUGAAAAAUUUUACACCAUCAUAAAUACAUUUACUUUGUUUAUAAAUGUAACAGAUACUGUAGAAAAAAAUACAAGACUCAGCUCAUUGAGUUCCAUCAGGCUCAGUAGUAUUAAUGCACUGUGUGUAGUUGGUAAUGGGGUUGCCAUUUGAGGCUGAGCCCUCUAUCAUCUUUCAAGUCCUGUGGUGUAUACUAUAGCAAUACACCACCUGGGUUGCAUUCAGGAUGGUGCAACAUUUGUUUAUUGUGGAUGGAAAUUUGAGAAUGUUAAGAGACUUUUUAGUCAAUUCAAGAUAGAUUGUAGAUUUUGUUUUAUUUUCAUUUUUUCAUCUGAGCUAUUCCAGGGCAUCUGUGUAAUGCACACGGGUCGAAAGUAGCAAUCGAUGUCUUGUGGCUGUAAUAUAAACGACCUGGAAUGAUUCCACAAUGUUGUGCCCUGCUAAAUGUAACCCGACGCUGUCCUGACUACUGCCUGAAGAACACCAUUCCGUUUUCUUGGGGUGCCAGCACCGUUUAAACCCUGAUGGGGGGAAAAAAAGUAUGUACAAGACAAGAAAUGUUGGUUUUGAUUUUUUCCCCCCCUGCUCUUAUCAAGUAAUAAUAAAACUAAUUUUAA